AACUUGCCCGCGACAAUUGGCCGACAGUAAGCCCCGCCCCUUCUCCCAUUCAGCAGCCAUCAGGACUGGAGAAAGAGAGCGGUUGUGUAGAUUUAAAGUGAGCAUAAGCCGUUACAGCCAACAGUGAAGAACGAGACUGGUACGGCGAUCGGUAAAGCUUAUUUUUUCAUCAUGAGACAAACUCAAAAGCCCUCCUCUCGCAGGAAGACUAAGACUCCACAAAAGAGGACUGAGGAAUCGACGCCACCACCACCAAAGAAGCCUAGAACGUCAGCGCCACCAAAGGAACCUGUAGCAUCGACUUCACGGGAGAAUCCUGGACCGUCUCCUCGGUUUGCGCGUGCUACUGAAAGACCAGAAACCAGUCGCAGGGAGAGCACACAAGCAACAAGACGCUAUCGCCCAGGUAACAGAGCACUGAUGGAAAUAAGAAAGUUCCAAAAAACCACCGAUCUGCUCAUCCGGAAAGCUCCAUUUGCCAGGCUGGUUAGAGAAAUUUGCCUGGAGUAUACCCGUGGUGUGCCAUUCCUCUGGCAAAGCAUGGCACUUAUGGCUUUACAAGAGGCAUCUGAGGCUUUCCUUACGCGUCUGUUUCAAGAUUCCUACCUCUGCAGUAUCCAUGCAAAGAGGGUCACUCUCCAUAAGGAGGAUAUACAGCUUGCAAGAAGAAUCCGGGGCAUCCAGGAAGGACUUGGAUAAUGCUUUUUGAACAAGUUAUGUUUUAUUAAAAUUUUAUAGACUUUAAUGUUAACAGGGAUGUUUUCUUGCAAAGUUAGGAAUUUUGGCUUUAGUGCCUCCUCCGGAAGGUAGUUACAUUGAAGAUCUGUGACACCUUGCAGCGUUUCUCUAAGCAUUUAAUGGCCUUCUUGCCUCAUGUUAUUACCCCAAAUAUUCAGUCUUAAAACAUUCAUACUUUUUAUCUCUUCAUUUUAUCUGAACAUUGUUGUAUUAUAUAAUAUUAUUAAAGGAAUUUAUGGUUU
This is a messenger RNA of Hyla sarda, 980 nucleotides long. Its product is annotated as histone H3-like centromeric protein A. Bases 172 to 699 code for a protein of 175 amino acids. Lineage: Eukaryota; Metazoa; Chordata; Amphibia; Anura; Hylidae. The transcript is spliced from 5 exons. Gene Ontology annotation, molecular function: structural constituent of chromatin; protein heterodimerization activity; DNA binding. Gene Ontology annotation, cellular component: nucleosome. The record is from RefSeq and is a predicted model, not a curated record.